Molecule: messenger RNA, 775 nt
Organism: Onychostoma macrolepis
Lineage: Eukaryota; Metazoa; Chordata; Actinopteri; Cypriniformes; Cyprinidae
Exons: 4
Coding region: 54-656 (200 amino acids)
Biological process (GO): cell surface receptor signaling pathway
Cellular component (GO): plasma membrane
Source: RefSeq, a predicted model, not a curated record
CUCACACACACUGCUGUUCAUUCAUGUCAUUCCUGCAGCACUGAAGCAUCAACAUGAUAUUUAUAGUGUGCUUGAUUUAUUUAGCAGUACUGCCAUUCUGGGUCUCAGGAGUAUCGCUAAGUGACCAAGUUCAUCAGAAUCCACUUCAUCUGAUAACAAACGCAGAGAAAACAGAGGAGGAGGGACUAAUCUGUUCCAGCAUUAUAUGUUCAUUCCACCAGAUGUCCUCACGUGCAUCUAUAGCUGCUGAGUUUCUUUACAUCACUCAUAAAAACAAAAAUGUUUGGUUUGCUGAUUUUGCUCUGCUUCUUCCAUUAGGUUUGGGAUUAAAUCAAUCACCUCAUCUCUUUGUAACUGAGGAUCUCAAUGUGACCCUAAAGUGUUCCCAGAUUGGAACGUCACAUAACAGCAUGUACUGGUUCAGAAAAACACCCACUGAGCCACUGGAGCAGAUUGUGUAUUUCUACUUUAAAUCAGAAACCUGGGAGAAGGAUUUUAAGCAGAGAGCAUCAGCUGUGAGGAACGGGGCAUCUUUAGACCUGACUCUUGUCAAAGUACAGAGCUCUGACAGUGGUGUUUAUUACUGUGCAAAGCAGGAUGCACAUCAGUGUAACCCAAUCUAUAACCUCCACAAAAACAUGCAGAUUCACAUCUAACACCUGCUCAUCUGCUGUCACUCAAUGAAAUUCAUUACUAUGAAUGAGUGCAUAAACUAUUUAUGUAUAUUUGUUUUGUAUUAUUAUUUGAGUUUACACACAGAAUUUAAACUUUUUCA